Messenger RNA from Schistosoma turkestanicum, 2258 nucleotides. NCBI's taxonomy places the organism in Eukaryota, Metazoa, Platyhelminthes, Trematoda, Strigeidida, Schistosomatidae. The record is from the annotation of a GenBank genome assembly.
CCUAGAAAUGCCACGUUCGAAUAUACCACGAGUGAUGUUGAAGUCAAACCUCUGGUUCAAUGGGGUUUGCUCACUUGUUUAGCCUUACGAUUCUCAACUUGUUGUGUAUAGAGUUGCACUAUGCACAUCCUUCUUUUGAACACAGCAAAAGAACUAGCUCUAGGCAUUGGUUGAACCUCUUAAAUGUAACUAUGUCUAGCAGUGAGAAAAAGUUGCUUGCUAGCUCGGUUUCUGACAUGUUUAGUUUUGCAUAUGAUGGCUACCUUAAAUAUGGAUUCCCACAUGAUGAACUGAACCCAAUUGAUUGUGUUGGUCGUGGCUAUGAUCACCAAAAUCCUGACAAUAUAAAUGUGAAUGAUGCUCUUGGUGACUAUCUACUUACACUUGUAGACUCUCUUGAUACGUUAGCAAUCAUGGGCAAAACUGAGGAUUUCAAGAAUGCCGUUGGUUUAGUUAUCAAACACCUUUCCUUUAAUCAAAAAACAAGGGUGCAGGUUUUUGAAGCAACUAUUAGAGUAUUAGGAGGUCUUCUAUCAGCGCAUAUAAUCAUUACUGAUCCAAGUCAGUCAUUCGGACAUCUGCGACCACCAGAAUAUGAUGACGAGUUAUUGAAUUUUGCACGUAACCUGGCAAACAGGAUGCUAGAUGCGCUUUACGAUACACCAACUGGUAUACCUUAUCCUCGAUUUCAUUUAAAUUCUGGUCUUAAAGAUAAUACAACAACUGAAAAUUGCCUUGCUGGUGCUGGUUCAUUAUUAUUGGAAUUUGGAUCUUUGAGCGCAUUACUAAAUGAUUCUAGUUAUGCUUCAAUAGCUCGUCGUAUUGUUUUAAAUUUAUGGAAAAGACGAUCAAGUGUUUCUGGACUAUUCGGUUCAACAAUCGAUGUGGAUUCAGGUGAAUGGAUAAAUCGAAUGAGCGGUCUUGGUGCUGGACAAGAUUCAUUUUUUGAAUAUUUACAUAAAUCUUAUAUUCUAUUUGGUGAUAAUGUAUUAGGACAAAUGUUCUAUGAAGCAUUAGAUAGUAUAAAAUAUCAUUUACGAACUGGUCGAUCACAAUGUUUAACUGGUAAUGGUACACCACCAAUCUAUUGGAAUGUUGAUAUGUAUACUGGUAAUAAAAUCAAUCAUUGGAUAGAUACAUUACAAUCGGCUUGGUCUGGUGUAUUAGUUCUGCAUGGGGAUUUAAAUGAAGCAAUAUGUCAUCAUGCUAUACAUUAUUUUAUUUGGAAAAUUUAUAAUCUACCACCAGAACGUUAUAAUAUUGUUACAGAGAAACCAGAAUUAUAUUUUUAUCCAUUACGUCCAGAAUUUGUUGAAUCAACUUAUUUUUUGUAUAGAGCAACAAAACAUCCAUUUUAUUUACAUGUUGGCAAAGAUAUUUUAAAUGAUAUCAAUAAAUAUACCAAGUCGAAAUGUGGAUUUGCAACUAUUCAUAAUGUAGUGGAUAAAUCUAAAGAAGAUCGUAUGGAAAGUUUUUUUCUAAGUGAAACAUUAAAGUAUUUAUAUUUAUUAUUUGAUGAAUCUAAUCCUGUCAAUGUGAAUGAAUAUGAUUAUGUAUUCAGUACACAAGCACAUUUAUUUCCAAUCAAACAAAUUCAAAAUCUAUUGAAAAAUCUUCAUUUCAAUCCAUUUUUACUUGAUAAUAAUCAUUCUCAGGGUUUAAAAUUUAUGAAAAAUAGUUCUUGUUCCAAUGUUAAAUUGACCUCUGUUCAAUAUCCAAUGAAUGAUGAUGUUUGGAGAGCAACAGGCGUGUAUGUCAAUGCAAAAUUUGCUUAUGUUACCGAAUAAUAUCAAACUGUGAUUAAUAAUAACAAUAAUAAUAAUCAUUGUUUUGUUGAAAUUUUCUUUGACCAAAAUACUUCCUUUUUUUUCUCUCUCUCAUCUUUUGUAAGAAUUACAAAAAAAAUAUUUUUGUGUUUGCAAAUCAUGUUUUUUGUUUGUAUGUGAAUUCAUUAAAACAUGAAAAUAACUAUUUUUUUAUAUACAUAUAUAUAUAUACUACUGGGUAUGUACUACUUAUUAAUUUGCCAAUUAUUAUUAUUACUAUUUUUGCUAGUUACUGAUUUGAUGAUUGUAUUCAGGGGAUUGUUCUCACUUUUUUUUUUCUAUAUAUUAAAGAAUGUAUUUAUCAAAUUAGUGAUGAAUAAUAUUUAAGGGUUUUCUUUUUUGUUUAAUUUUCAUAUAGUACUGUUAAUAAUAUGACUUUUUGGAUGAUAAAAACAGUGUUUAUAUACUUUCUCUCCAAUGCUCUGUUACGAC